AGGGCGGGUCUUGGCGUGGCCAUAGUGGGGAAAAAAUGUCGCGGGCGGCAUGGAUGUAUAUUAAGAGAACAUGCCCAUAUGCCUUUGCCAUCCAAGGGUGGGGGGGAGCGUUUUCUUAAUACAUCCAUGAGGGGGAGAGAGAGAGAGAUACUUACAUCCCGGAAGUAUGUUCCGUUGUGCUAGCCUAUCCCCUCUGUUGUGUGUGUGGGGGUUGUCAGAACUCAACUGACUGUUAGAUGAGGAUCCCUGUUCAUCCCUUUACAUUACAUGUUUCUCAUUUGUAUGGCAUGUAGAUAGCAGAUACCACAGAGUGACAAUGCAGAUUCUCACUCCCCAUGUUUACUGGGCUCAGCGGCACGGAGAGAUUUUCCUCCGGGUGGAACUGAGCGAUACAAAGAAUCUUGAUAUCAGCCUGCAAGAAAACAAUACACUUCAGUUCAGAGCACAGGGCCAUGGAGCUAAAGGAGAUAAUGAAUACAAGUUCAGUUUGGAGUUCCUGGAACCUGUUAGACCUGAGAUCAACCAUAAGUCCACCCAGCGUCAGGUGGACAUCAAGAUCAAGAAGCAGGAGGAGCGUUGGUGGGACCGGCUGACACUGCAGGAAAAGAAGCCUCUGUUUUUGGCUCCGGACUUCGAUCGCUGGCUGGACGAGUCUGACGCAGAGAUGGAGCUUCAGGCUAAGCAGGAGGAGAAUAUAAACAAGAUAAGUGUGGAGUCAAGAGUUCGUAAAGACCCAUACCUCGGGCUGAAGAAAGGCUACUUGUUUAUGUACAACCUGGUGCAGUUCUUGGGAUUCUCCUGGAUCUUUGUCAACAUGACGGUUCGACUCUUCAUUCUUGGUCGAGAUUCGUUCUAUGAUACCUUCCACACCACGGCUGAUAUGAUGUAUUUCUGUCAGAUGAUGGCCGUGCUUGAGGUCAUUAAUCCCUUGUUGGGUCUGGUUAAGACUGGAUUUUUCCCUGCUAUGCUACAGGUGACAGGGAGAAACGUCAUUCUGUUUGUUAUCUUCGGCAGUCUGGAAGAGAUGCAGAACAAAUCUGUUGUCUUCUUCGUCUUCUACCUGUGGAGCACCAUCGAGAUCUUCAGGUACCCAUUCUACAUGCUGGCCUGCAUCAGCACAGAGUGGAAGCUGUUAACGUGGCUGAGAUACAGCCUCUGGAUCCCUCUGUACCCACUGGGGACUGUGGCUGAAGCGGUGGCUGUGAUCCAGUCCCUUCCCAUCUUUGAUGAGACACGUCUGUUCAGCCUCCGCCUCCCUGCGCCGCUGGGACACUCUAUAAGCUUCUCCUACACUCUGCAGCUCUACCUGGUCCUCAUGUUCCUGGGACUCUUCUUCAAUUUCCGCCACCUGUACAAGCAGCGGAGGAGACGAUACCGCUCGAGGAAAAGGAAAGUCCACUAACUCACCAGCACUUUUAUUUUCCACACACCCUGAACUGCCGUCCACUUAAAGAUAAAGCAGCUGUUUUCUUUUCCUGUAAUUGCCUUUUUAUCAUCUUCCUACACACACUGACCUGAUAAUGGAGUACUGGUUACCUUACUCCACCGCGUGAACUGUUAAACUUCUCCAGACCAAUCUUGUAAAAAACUGUAACAUCUCAACAACUCACUUUAGAACACUGUACAGGUUGAUCCAGUGCUUCACUUCUACCAUGUUUAUUCUCUUAAUAAUGUCCAUAAUUAAUGAAGAUGUAUCUCUGUGUCUGCACUGUCUAAGGUUCCGUUAUGACAGAAAUAUUUUAUGGAUUUUUUUGUUGAUUUUCUUGGUAGGGUAACAUAUAUGAACAUAGGAGUAAUUUGUUUUAGAGUUGAAAAUAAUGUGGUUUAGGAAAACAAUUUCUGCUUACAAAGUUACUGCAACAGAUCAGCCAUUUUUGCUUUAUUUAUACCUUGUUGGUUCAAAAAUAAUAUUAUUACCCUCAAAACUGCUUUUCAAAACAUGUUUUAAUGGUUCUUUUAACCCAAUAAUUCAAAAUCAGAUCCUUCACAGUCAAUAUUGAUUAACCUUUUAUAUUUUGUUAUAUUUGUUGUGCAUAUUUGCAAUUGAAAGCCAACACAGUUUUGAUACUCUCUCUGUCGGUGUGUUUAAGGACGCUUCAGUCUCUGGGAAUGUAGAAUUUUCUGCAUUAUUUGAAAUUCAAGAGUUGGCAAAUUAAUAUGUUCAUCUCCCUGAUGUCCAUGUUUGCUUGUUUUCGUCUGGGUGUUAUUAUCUGAAAAGCCUGUAAACAAAACGCUUGUUUUGUUUCUCAAAUGUCGGAAUGUAUUUUAGAGAGAGUUUGAAAAUUGUUCCUGCUUGCGACUGCAUGAAGAGGCAACAAUCUCAAGCAAGUUUCACGGCUCUGCAAGUUGAAUGUGAACUUGUAGAUUCUUUAAAAAAAAUGUGUCUGGAGCGAUGUAAAGUUGAUAAACUAAAACACCACUUUUAUGGUUCUUGAAUCGAUUAUUUCAGAUGCCUUUGCAUGAAAAGACUUUGGCUCUUAACUAUAAACUGUCAAAUUUAGAUGCUCGUUGUUUUCAGAGGAGCAUUACGAACACUGAGCCUUGUCACUCACUGUUUUGAAUAAUAAAAAAGCCAUGCAAAUUA
Molecule: messenger RNA, 2584 nt
Organism: Perca flavescens (yellow perch)
Lineage: Eukaryota; Metazoa; Chordata; Actinopteri; Perciformes; Percidae
Product: very-long-chain (3R)-3-hydroxyacyl-CoA dehydratase
Exons: 11
Coding region: 317-1402 (361 amino acids)
Biological process (GO): very long-chain fatty acid biosynthetic process; sphingolipid biosynthetic process; fatty acid elongation
Cellular component (GO): endoplasmic reticulum membrane
Molecular function (GO): 3-hydroxyacyl-CoA dehydratase activity
Source: RefSeq, a predicted model, not a curated record